AUGCCUCUCGGAAACUUUGCCACCAUCCUCCCCUUCCUGUCACCUUCUUCUACGCCCUUUCGCGCCCCUGUUCCUUCCUCUCCCCCCUCUAAGAAGGAGAAGAAGGAGAAGAAGAAGCCGACGCUGAGGAUAUGCUUCCCGCUCAAGAUCCAGCGAGGGGCGAGCAGCUGGUGGGAAUACGAAGAGUUUCGGAUCCAGUUCCGGGAUAGGCUCAUGUGGCGGCAGGCGUUUGGGCUUGAUGCUCGGGAUCCGCAUGAUACGAUGAGCUUUUAUUCUUCUUCUUCUUCUUCUUCUUGCUAUUCUGGUUUUGAAGGAAGAAGUGGUGAGGAUGAGGUUGGUAGGUUGAGGCUUUUGGCUGGUGCCAACUGUGGGACGUUUUACGAUGAUGUCGAUAGCGAUGUGGGCGACGAUGUUGUUGAGGAGGAGGAGGAGGAAGAAGAAGAAGAAGAAGAUCGAGGUAUGAAGAGCCGGUGGUCGUUUUCUUCGUCUUCGGUUCAUACGGAGAGGGCAGAUGCUCGAGCGAGUUUCGCUUCGCAAGCUGUUUCGGCUAUGUCUUCGAAUAGACUCAUGUAUCUCAUACCCCGUCUUCUCUUCCUGACGAAACGCAAUGACAGCAGCACGACAGCGAGUUCUUCGUCGAUGCAUAGUCCGUCGACGGAGGAGCAGAAGCUGAGACCUGCACCUCUGAAACUGAAGUCCAAACGACAGUCCUUGGCUGAGAGCGCUGGUGACAAGGCCGCUAUUCGUCCUCCUCCUCCCCCGCCACCCCCUUUCGGCACUCCCUCUUCUUCCGCCGCUCUCACCCCGGAAGCAGCAGAAAUCCAGCACCAUCGUAACAUGACCCUUCAAAAACUCGAAGGAAGCUAUCUCUACAAGACAAAGGAGCGCUACCUCUCCACCUUUCGAAGCAUAUUCCGCACAACACCCAACAAUCCCCCAACCCCCAAAGCAACACCUCCCACCCUCCCCCCCCUCCGACCAAACUCAUCCUCCCCACAAGCAGAUCCAGGAACGUAUCGCACGUCCUCUCGAGAAUGGGCUAAUCUGCGGGAUGAUAUAGUCUGCGGUCUGUCGGCUGAUGACGAAGCCUUGUUUCCGUUCUUUACGGAUGAUCAGAAGGCUACGUUUAUGCGUGUCAAGCAGGAAGAGGGUAAGUUCAAGGUGGGACAUGGGUCGCUGAGGGACGGUGGUGGUGGUGGUGGUGGUCGUGUGAAGGAGGCGUUGGAGAGGAUUGAGGAGAGGAACUGGGAGGAUGUUUUGUUUGUCGAGUUUGAGGAUACGCCGAGGGCGAUGAGGUGGUGGUAUACGACGAGGGAGCCGCAGGUUUUCGAAUGGGGGGUGCAUAUGAUUUGA
Messenger RNA from Trichoderma citrinoviride, 1353 nucleotides. RefSeq lists its product as hypothetical. Bases 1 to 1353 code for a protein of 450 amino acids. The transcript has a single exon. Lineage: Eukaryota; Fungi; Ascomycota; Sordariomycetes; Hypocreales; Hypocreaceae. The record is from RefSeq and is a predicted model, not a curated record.